GGGGCAAAGAGCAGGAGGAGGCGGGCGGGCAGGGGGCGCUCCAUCGCGGCGUGUCUUGGGGGCGGCCGGCGGCACCAUGGUGGACAGCAUCUACCGGACCCGCUCGCUGGGCGUGGCGGCCGAGGGGCUGCCGGACCAGUAUGCCGACGGCAAAGCGGCGCGUGUCUGGCAGCUCUACAUCGGCGACACGAGGAGCCGCACGGCCGAGUACAAGAACUGGCUGGUGGGGCUGCUGCGGGACCUGCGUUGCAAGACGGUGCUCGACGUGGCCUGCGGGACCGGAGUGGACUCCAUCAUGCUCGUUGAGGAAGGGUUCACUGUUACCAGCGUGGAUGCCAGUGACAAGAUGCUCAAAUAUGCUCUGAAGGAGCGGUGGAAUCGUCGGAAAGAAGACCCUUUUGACAACUGGGUCAUUGAAGAAGCCAACUGGCUCACCCUGGCACAGGAUCUGCAGAAGCCUGAUGAUGGUUUUGAUGCUGUCAUCUGCCUCGGGAAUUCCUUUGCGCAUCUCCCGGACUUCAAAGGUGACCAAAGUGCUCAUAAACAGGCUCUUAAAAAUAUUGCCAGUAUGGUACGUCCCGGCGGCAUCCUUGUCAUUGAUCACCGUAACUAUGACUACAUCCUGGAAACAGGCUGCGCCCCUCCAGGGAAGAACAUCUACUACAAGAGUGACUUAACUAAGAACAUCACCACAUCUGUACUCCUUGUGAACAACAAACCGAGUAUGGUGACACUGGACUACACAGUGCAGGUGCCUCCUGAAGGGAAUGACGGGAGCCCAGAACUGAGUCAGUUCCGUCUCUCAUACUACCCUCACCGCUUGGAGCCCUUCACAGAACUUCUGAAAAAUGCACUACAAGGCCAGUGUGAACACAGUGUCCUGGGGGACUUCAAACCUUACAAGCCAGGCCAGGAAUAUACACCAUGCUACUUCAUUCAUGUGGUGAAGAAAACUGGCUGAGAAUUGCACAAGAGAAUGCUCUGACCAGCUUCUGGAGCCUCUUGUCCAUGUUUGGAGUGGCCACUUCCUACUCCAACAGUGCAGCAAACCAAGUUUAAAUGAUAAUGAAUGUGUAUAGAAGAUGCUUGAACCAGAAAAGGGAAAACUGGAAAGGUAUUUCCUCCUCCACCUCUCCCCGCUCCCUACCCCUGCCAAGGAACCAAUGUAAUGAAUCUGUUUUAGGACUAGAGGAGCUGUUUCUUAAUCAGUAACCUCUGAGAGAAAGAGGUGGGGAUGAUUUGCAUCUGAAUUUUAUGCAGUUUUGUUACUGGUUAAACUGUAUUUUGCUGUCCUUGGUGCCGCCUUCUUUUUUUCUUUUUCUUCUUUGCUGCUGUUUCUUAGGUUGCAUGGAUAAUGUGCUGCUAAAUGUGGAUGGGUGUGUUUUAUCUGGGGACAGAAGAUGUGGGGACAAGAAUUAUAUUGGCUCUCUGAAAUCUGUGGAUUAAAUAGUCUUCUGCCUAGUUAGGAAUCUCUUCUGUAGCCCCGAUUCACUUUGAUGGUGGUUUGUUUAUGAGAAUGUAUUGGUGGUAUUAGUGUGAUGCAUAUAUUUCUGCAUGUCAUAUUUGUUUGGUUUUUUAGGGUUAGGCCUCUUUGACAACAAAGCAAAUUCAGUUUAUUUUUUCUAGUGCUCCAUAAAUGUAGUAAUCUAAGGCUUGUUUCACAUUAGCUGUUGACAAAUCCGAACACAAUAGAGCAUAUUCUUUGAAUGCAGAAAAUCUCAGGUUUAAUCCCUAGCAUUGCCAGAUAAAGGAUGUCAGGUAGUAAGUGAUGAGAAAGACUUUUUUCUGUGACACCCUGGAGAACUACUCCCAGUCAGAGUGGACAGCAGCUGAGUGAGGCAGACUGAUGAGCUGCCUUAGUAUAAGACAGCUUCUAAAGCCACUCAUCCUGUGACAGAAAGUUGGGAGAAGCUCUUCUAACCACAGGGAUGAUUUCUACAAGCCUUGGCUGAGAAGGGAAAGUGAACACAAAGAUAAUUAGGAAUUUUAAUUUUUGUUCUCUUUAAAUAUUUUAACUCCAAUAACUCAUUUCUGUCUUCACCUUCUUUAGUUCCUAUGGGGUUAAAUGGAUGUCCUCCUUUCCACCCAAGAUGGCUGGGUGAAGGAACCACUAGAGGAAGGGGCAGGAGGGAGAACCUCUUGAGGGAGAAGUCAAGUUUGCCGCAUUGUGAUCUGGCAAUCCUACCUCCAGUUGAGAUGUGCUCACUUUUUUUUUUGUCAUUUCAAAAGUUUAUUGAGAAUUAGCAAAGUUAUACAUAAUAUAGAUUGUCAGAACUGAGUAGCGUUGAUAAUCUUUUCUCAUAUAGUUGGUCCAUUUGAUUCUAGUUCUUUCAAUGGAAAAGAUCUUUACUUUAAAUAUUUUGUAUGACAAUCUAAUUUGCACAAUUUUCAUUUUCAGGUUCUUGAGUUCUGUAACUGAUGUGCUCACUUUUACUACAAGACUGGCCAUGUUUGGUUUGAAAGGCUGGGGGCCUAAUUCUAACUUGUCCUUGGACUAGAAAGCUUGAGAGUAAAGGUCACGUACCGGUUGGUGCUGAUCACGAGCACUGAUUUAGGAGAUCCGCAGUAUGCAUAUGUGACCAUUGUCUAGCAACAUCCUACUAAGACCUGGGCUAAGAGUGUGGCAUGGGAGCAUGGAAUUAGUACAGAGGGAGGAAUUGGGGUGGUUAAUUCAGCUACCUAAAAUAAAAGCCUUUGCUCUUUUUUUUUCUGUUUGUAUGGAUAAUACCUAGUCAGAUCUCAGAAGCCAGAGAGGAAGCUAUAUAAAGUUGCUAGGCAGGGGGAACUUCUGUGACCUUCAGAGUUCUUUCUCUUUCCCAUGACUAACAAAGCCAAAAUUACAGACAUUGCAAAUAAGAAAAAUGCAAAAUGAUACUAUUUAUAGAAUGUAGUCUUUCUUAUAAGUACAGAGUACUUAAGCCAGAUAUAGAGGCAGGCAUAGGGAUUGUAUAGAGUGGCCACUGUUCCCGGUCCUCUUUCCUCUGGCUCAGGCUGAAACGGUAGCAAACUGUAGCUGCAAACAAAAUUUCUGUCCCACUUUCCAAUUCAAAAUCAUUCACUAAACUGUUCCCAUUAUUUCUGUUUAAUGAGUAUUAAAUCCAAAUGGCAUGUUUUGCAAACCGUCCCUGACACGCAUCAAUUUCUCUUUCUCAACAAUUUUUCACAGCCAUUUGCAAAAAGGCAGUAAACUUUUUGUAACCAGGGAGGUAAGCACCAAGAAGAACACCUGCUGCUAAAAUGAUGGGAUUGAUUUGACUUGAUCCACUCACACAUAGUUAACCAGUAAGACCAGGACGUGGAUUGUGAUGUGCAUCCAGCACAGAUGCUGCCAUUCUGUCCUGCAUUACUUUUGGUGGGAUGUGUUUUUGGCUGUAAAGCCCAAAAAUUACAUUCUGCUCUGACAAGUCAUCCAUGUACUAGUGACCGAUUUGACAAGCAAACAGUAAUGUUACUGGCAUAUAUUUCCCAGAAGUCCAUUUUCCAGUUAAGCCACUCAGUAAGGGCAAGAGCAACUAACAAUCAGAGACCUUCAAGUUGGUGAUCCUGUAAACGUUCCUUUUACUCCUGAAGGUUAUCCAUUGAUCUGUGCUCUGCAAUCUUUCGGUUUGUUCCAGUCAUGUGGUAGGAAAAGAAGAGGAACACUCUAGCAGUACCAGGCUUUAUCUAUCAAUCACCCUGUGCAGAGGAGAAAUCAGUGGCUGUGUGUCUGAUGCAUGCUUAAAUGGUGUGCUUAAGAUUGUAGGAGGUCUGACAGAUAUUUUUCCCAACUCAAAUGUUGGAGGAGGUGAUAGAUUAUUAGAUUACUUUGGCUGUAGACUGCAGCAUUAAGUCAAGAUAGCUGCCCCACAGCAGCCAUAACCCUGGGUCAGAUCCUUCCAAGCAUCAGUUAUCAAUCUUGUGUGUCCUUCCUUGCUAUUCAUUAUAGGAAUGUUUGAUAGUUCUCCUGAAAGCAUGAGAAAUAGGUGGGUGCUAGUGUGCCAGGCUAGUGCAAAGUAAGUGGAAGAGAUAAGAGUUACAGUAUUUUGGCAAUGAAGAUAGAUGCAAGGCAGGCAGUUUAAUUUAGUCCCAUGAUCUACACCAGAGUCUUUUUAGUGGUCACUUCUCCCUUUUACUCAAGUAGAAAAACCUGUCUGGGUCCAAAAUACAACACAUUGUUUCUUCCAGUCCUACCAUCCUAGCUAGUAAGGGAUGAGGUUGACUUCCCACUGCAGCUAAACCUACUGCAUUAUAAAAUGUCAUGUUAUGGAUGUGUGUGUGUGUGGGGGGGGAUCAUCAUGGACUUCAACCUAGGUUAAGAUAGCAACCUGACAUUUUUUUAUCAGCACCUGACAGGGGGAUUCACAGGAGGACACCCUUGCCCAAGCCCUAGGCCUGCAGCAGCCAUGUAUUGAGCUAGGACCAGUGGCCAGAAUGUUUCUAUCCCUGUGUCACACAGAAAUUCAAUUUUCAGGUUCUUUUCCCUACUCUUCCCACCACCCCAAGAACACAACCUAUAUUAAGAGUGAGCUUGAGAAAGAAAAACAGAAUGAGGUUGAGGUGGUCAUGGACACACUAUAGAGGUCCCUAAAUAUUGUGAAGUGUUGGGUGGACUUUCAUCAUGAAGUGCCUAUUAAAGGUGAUAUACUAUCAAUAGUAGAUGGAUUCUAGAAUACUUUAGUUUAGCCAGGCAAACUCAUGAUUAGCCAGUAAUGUACCUACUCAGUAUCUGGAUGAUGCAGUUAUUGGGGGAGAGAGAUAUUUUUUCCCAUCUGUUAAUGCACCUCUAUGGUAUUCUAGGGAACUGCUGCUGACUAAGCAGCUGGAUUGACUGCUUCCAAGGGCGUAGCAUAAAGUGUGGGGUCAGCCUGCCCAUGUAGGUCUCUUGAUCUAAUAGUUGUUGGUUUUCUAGUCUGGAGGGGGUCCCACUCUCCCCCGAGGAUUAGAUUGCAGUGUCACAAGUAGACAGAUGACUCUCAACAAUAUCAAACUGUGGGAUGGUACUUUUGCUCCCUAAGGACAUAAUGUGAACAAAUUAGACAACCUGGUCAAAUGGGAGUUUAACUGGAAUCCAGUCUGUGCUGGAACAAUUCCACUCCCUAACAAUUCAAGUUCACAGCUUGGGGCACUUUUUGAUCAAAUGCUAAUUCUGCAUGUCCAGUGGGUAGUGUAGAAUGCCUUUUACCAGCUUCAGCUGAUUCACCAACUGUGCCUUCCCUGGACAAAAAAAGGGAACUUAACCACACUAAUUCAUGGCUUAAUACAAUCUUAGAUUACUGUAAACACUCUCAGCAAAUCUGAAAAGCGUCUAGAAAUUAUGGCUACUUCAAAAUGAAAUCACCCUCACAAUACAGAGAGCCAUGGGAAACAUAAGAGUUGUGUUUGCUGGCUUCUGUUUGGUUUCUGGACUCAGCUGAAAGCCCUGGUGUUGACUGAUAAGGCCCUCACUAAUUCAGACAUACAUACGGUUGUGUUUCUCAAAGAUCUUACUGAAAGGCAGCAAGAGGAGGGCCAGAGCCUUGUCAGCAAAAGUAUUAAAGUUAGAAGCUCUUUCUGACCUUUCAUGCCUUGAACAAAAGGCAGCUUUGUUCUGGCAAUCAUAUUCUCAGGAAAUAGCUUCUGGUUCAAUUUUGUUCUCUUAUUGAUUUUAUUUGUGUUUUAUCUGCUUUUAAUGCUUGUACUAUGACUUAAUUAUUGAGAGUCACCUUGGAGAGUUGAUUCAAAAUUAAUAAAAUUUGAAGGGCUCCUCUAA
This is a messenger RNA of Heteronotia binoei (common prickly gecko), 5728 nucleotides long. RefSeq names its product glycine N-methyltransferase (gene GNMT). Gene Ontology annotation, cellular component: cytosol. Gene Ontology annotation, biological process: regulation of gluconeogenesis; S-adenosylmethionine metabolic process; one-carbon metabolic process. The transcript is spliced from 6 exons. Lineage: Eukaryota; Metazoa; Chordata; Lepidosauria; Squamata; Gekkonidae. Bases 77 to 961 code for a protein of 294 amino acids. Gene Ontology annotation, molecular function: identical protein binding; S-adenosyl-L-methionine binding; glycine N-methyltransferase activity. The record is from RefSeq and is a predicted model, not a curated record.